Messenger RNA from Cooperia oncophora, 540 nucleotides. The record is from the annotation of a GenBank genome assembly. Lineage: Eukaryota; Metazoa; Nematoda; Chromadorea; Rhabditida; Trichostrongylidae.
AUGAUUCCAUUAAGGAAGGCAUACGCUGAGGUGGAGAAGAUUGUCGGCGAUCAAGGACUGACCGUACUUGUCAAUAACGCUGGUGCCUAUGAGCCGAAUCGAGCUGAUCUUAUCAAGAACUUCAAUAUCAACACGGCCAGCGUCGCUGUACUCACUCAGAUAUUCCUACCUCUUCUGCGCAAAGCUGCUGAGCACGGUUCUUCGGACGAGUUCUCCAUGAAUCGAUCGGCUAUCAUCAACAUUUCAUCCGGUCUUGGAUCGAUCGCUAACAAUACAAUGGGCUCAGGAGAGAAGCAAGUGCUGGCCUACAGUGUUAGCAAGAGUGCACUGAACUCUCUGAUGAAGACGAUGGCGAUCGAUCUUGGAGCUCGCAACAUAUACUUAUUCUGUCCUGGCUGGGUACAGACAGACAUGGGAGGUCCAAACGCCCAUCUUACAAUUGAUCAGUCCGUAGCAGAUCUUCUCAAGUCGUUCUCGAAACUGGACAAAAGUCAUCACGGCGGGUAUUUUAACAAGGAUCUUGAGCCUAUUCCAUACUAA